Molecule: messenger RNA, 675 nt
Organism: Paraglomus brasilianum
Lineage: Eukaryota; Fungi; Glomeromycota; Glomeromycetes; Paraglomerales; Paraglomeraceae
Source: the annotation of a GenBank genome assembly
AUGCAAGAUUAUGAAAGUAAUACCAAUAUACAACUAAAAUUAUGCGAGUUAGUAGAGGAUGUGCGUAGACGAUUUCCGAAAAUGCAAACAACGCUCUCUAUUCAACAGCUUAUUGCACCAAGUACAUGCUCUCGAUCGAAGGCAAUUCCUAGACCACAAAAUUGCUUUAUGAUAUUCAGAAAAGAUGUAACGGCGAUGUUGACAAAAGAACAAAAGAUACGCGACGGCCAGGAAACAGUAAGACUUUCAUCAAAAAUGGCCAGCGAUGAAUGGAAAAAAAUUAAAAAUGACAAAAAGAACUACCCUGACGAGGACAGAGAUUUGGAUUUUUGGAAGUUAUUAAGUGAGAUAGCUGACUGUCAGCACAAAAUUAUGUUUCCAGAAUACAAAUAUAGUCCUAACCAAAAAGAAAAAAGAAAAAGACGUAAAAAAAUUAACCAUGCUGUUAGCGAUAACUUUGUACCUCAACCAUUACUUCUUCAGUCGUCAGAAAACGUGUACCUUAAUAACAUAUAUGAUGAGGGCAAUAUCGACACUAACAACGUAGCAAUUACGCAAUCCGAUAUAAUAGAUGUGCCGAUCUAUGAUUUAGAUUAUGGUCUUUUUUCGCUUUUCGACGAUCUACAGACAGCCGAUUUUUGUGACGAUUAUUCUUAUUAUAGCCAUACAUUAUAG